AUGAGCCCGCUGCGGGCCAGGCCGGGGCUCCUGGUGUGCGCCGCCCUGGGCGUCUUUGUUUUCCUCUACCUGCGGGACCCCACUGCCGAGGAGCCCGGGGAGGGGCCCCCACGGCCCCCGGUGGUAGAAUGUGGCUAUUACCCAGAUGAGCUGUGCUCAGCUUUGUUCGCUGGCAAAGAGGCAGCCCCCCAGGUGGCCAAAUUCUGUAAGAACCCGCAGGGGUCUGAAAUAGGCGCUCACUUCCACGCUCCAGGAAACUGCUCGCGGCUGACCCGGGGGCUGCGUUUCAUCACCAGGCCCCUGUCGGCAGAGGAGGGCAACUUCUCUCUGGCCUACAUUAUCACCUUCCGCAAGGAGCUGGCCGUGCUGGUGCAGCUCCUCAGAGCCAUUUACGCCCCGCAAAACGUCUACUGCAUUCACGUCGACGAGAAGGCCCCGAGGAAGCAGAAGGCGGCGGUGCAGGCCCUGGUCAGCUGCUUCGAAAACAUGCUCCUCUCACCCCGCAGCGGGGAGGCGGCGGCCAGCGGCCCGACGCGCCUCCAGGCUGACCUCGGCUGCAUGCGCGCGCUGGCCCGCCCCGCGCUCCGGUGGAGCCACGUCCUUAACCUGUGCGGCCAGGACUUCCCCAUCAAAACCAACAAAGAAAUUGUACACUACAUCAGAAGCAGGUGGAGAGAUAAAAACAUCACCCCUGGGGUCGCCCAGCCGCCCAACAACGGAUCCACGACCAGUCCCGGCGCGCCCGAGGCGCCCCCCGACGCCAGCGUCUAUGCCGCCCCCGGGCAGACACUCAAGGAGCCGCCUCAUAACUUGACCGUCUAUUUCGGCAGCGCUUACUACGUCCUGACGAGGAAGUUUGUAGAGUUCGUGCUGACCGACACCCGUGCGAAAGACAUGCUGCAGUGGUCCGCGGGCCUGCGCAGCCCGGAGCGCCUCUACUGGGCGACGCUGAACCGGCUGAAAGAUGCUCCGGGAACCACACCCCACGCGGGCUGGGAAGGCGACGUGCGGGCCGUCAAGCGGAGAAACGAGGAGGGGAAGGGCCACGAUGGGUGCAAAGGUCACUACGUCCAGGACAGCUGCGUGUACGGCCCGGGAGACCUGCCGUGGAUCAUCCAAUCCCCUUCGCUGUUUGCCAACCAAUUCGAGGCCUCGAGCGACCCGCUGGUGGUCACCUGCUUGGCGAGGCGGCACCGGCUGCGGGUGCUGCGGGCCGCGGAGGUGCCCGUGGAGCCGCACUGGCGCUUCGACCAGGAGGGGCACUUUGACAUGAAGCUGAGUGCCGAACGACGGCAGCAGACGCGGCCCGGGAAGAGGGCCGUCCGAAAAUGA
Molecule: messenger RNA, 1332 nt
Organism: Condylura cristata (star-nosed mole)
Lineage: Eukaryota; Metazoa; Chordata; Mammalia; Eulipotyphla; Talpidae
Gene: GCNT7
Product: glucosaminyl (N-acetyl) transferase family member 7
Exons: 4
Coding region: 1-1332 (443 amino acids)
Cellular component (GO): membrane
Molecular function (GO): acetylglucosaminyltransferase activity
Source: RefSeq, a predicted model, not a curated record